Molecule: messenger RNA, 2769 nt
Organism: Marmota flaviventris (yellow-bellied marmot)
Lineage: Eukaryota; Metazoa; Chordata; Mammalia; Rodentia; Sciuridae
Gene: Pram1
Product: PML-RARA regulated adaptor molecule 1
Biological process (GO): T cell receptor signaling pathway; protein localization to plasma membrane; integrin-mediated signaling pathway
Cellular component (GO): plasma membrane
Molecular function (GO): protein binding
Source: RefSeq, a predicted model, not a curated record
CUCACCACCCCACUGCCCCCAUGUCCUGGAUCUCCCCACCUUCCUGGUGGCCUCCUAAGUCCCACAGCCAACUGUACCCCUCCACACCAAGAUGUCCCCCUCCUGUGGCUCUCCAGUCCUGGCUGAAUUUUGUCUUGGCCUGCCUCUUUGCAGGUAGGUCACCAAGGCCUGGAACUCAAGUCUUGAGAUCAGGACACAAAAGUGGUAUGAGUUAAGAGGGACAGAGGAGAAUCAAGAAACUAGUGACAACUAUUGACUGUGUUGGGGAUAUGCUGAUGCCCAAUGCAUUAAUUGCAAGAACACCAGCAGGCAAGACAGGAACUACCUCAAGGGAAGACAGAAGUGUCCUCAAAGGAUCUGGGGACAGACCAGAGCCGUCUCCGCCUACUUUCCUUCCUCCUCUGUCUUCCCCACCCUCACAGCAGCCCCCACCUUGUGUGCUGGCCUGUAGAGCAGAAGCCACAGAUACUUCCUGAAGGCAACAACCUCAGCUCAGAGCCCACCACCCUGUAGCUCAUCAUCAGCCUGCAACCAUGGGGAGCCAUAAGGAUUUCCGGAGCCUCCAAGCCAAGUUCCAGGCCUCUCAAUCAGAGCCUAAUGGACUUCCUAAAAAGCCCCCAAAGCCAGAGUUCAACAAACUCCUGAGUAAGUUUCCACAUCCUGAGCUAAGUGAGCAGCCCCCAAAGCCCUUGCAGCCUGAUGUCAGUGAAGCCCCUCAAAAGAUCAGUACAGCGUCCUUGAGGCCUCCGCAGCCCCAAUUUGCUGAUCUCCCCAAGAAGCCCUUGAAGCCUGAGUUUACUCAUCUCCCCAAGAAGCCCCAACAGCCGGAGUUCACUGAUCUCCCCAAGAAACCCCAGCAAACUGAGUUUACUGAUCUCCCCAAUAAGGCCUCCAAACCUGAAUUCACUGAUCUCCCCAAGAAGUUCCCACAACUUGAGUCCACUCCAUUUCUCAGGAAGCCCCUACAGCCCGAGGUCAGUGAGGCUCCUCAGAAGGUCUGGCAGUCAGAGCCCAGCACACUUGUCAAGAAGCCCCCACAACAAGAGCUCAGCAACCCCGCCAAGUCCCCUGCAGAACCCAAUCUCAGCACAUUCCCCAAGAAGCCCCCACAGCCUGAAUUCAAAUUCAGUGUGCACCCCAGGAAGCCCCAACAGCCUCAGGCUGGUAGCUUCCCAAGAAAGUCCCUACCACAACAGCCUGAAUUCUCUGAAGUCCCUCAGUUGCUUCCCUCAAAGUCUGGGCCCAGUGAGCCCCAACUCCUUUCCCCAAAGCCUGACCUCAAUACCUCACCAAAGAAGCCCCCACAGCCUCAGACUAGUGACCUCCAUAAAUUCUUGACACAGCCUGAGCUUAGAGAGGUCCUUCAAAAGACCCCCCUGGAGAAGUCUGAGCUCAGUGAACCCCAUCCCCACUACCUGCAGCCAGGCCUCAGUGCAUUUCCCAAGAAGCCCCCACAGCUUCAGCCAAGUGACCUCCCCAAGAAGGUCCUGCAGCCUGAAUUCAGUGACCUUACCAGGACUUCCUCAGAACCUGAAGUAUUUGUGCUUCCCAAGAAGCCAAGGCAGCUUGAGUUCAAAGCACUUUCCAAGAUGACCCCAAAGGCAGAGCUGGGCAGUCUCCCCAGGACCUCCUCAGAACCAGAGUUCAGCUCAUUGCCCAAGAAGUUUCAGCAGCCUGAGCGCCAAGGGCCACCUCGCAAGUUCUCCCAGCCUGAGCCCAACGAUCUGCCCAAGAAGCACCUACAGCCUAAAUUCUUCAGGGAUCUUUCCAGAAAGCCCCCACUUUUGGGCUCAGUUUCUGAGAGCUCACUGCCCUCUGCCACCUUGGGCUCCAGCCCCCGGUACCCACUCAGCCCUGGAUUUGGAGCCACUAGGGCACCCCGCUGGAGGUCAGAAGACUUCAAAGCUCACAACCCACCCCAGCGGAGGCCACUGCCCCCAGCCAGCAUCCUGGGACCACCUCCAGCCAAACCCCCACUGCCCCCAGUCCCCAUGGAUAUUCAGAGCUUUCGGAGAUCCUCAGCAGCAUCCACAGCUCUGCGGAGGACUCGCUCAUCCGCUGGGACCCACUUCCUGGCCCAACAACCUAAAGACUUCCCAUGGGACCCGGACGAGACUUAUGAGCUAUAUGACAACGUAGAGCCCACGGAGGACUCAGGCCCCAGCCCCAGCGGCAGAGAUGAAGUGCUGUGUGCUCAGCAAGCCACCAGGAGGCACUCACAGGACCCAGAGCUCAGCACCCCAAUUCUUGGGGGGAUGAGGAAGGAGAAGGCCCCACAGACACAGCAGUUGCCACCUACGGAUCCAAAGCUGCUAAAGCAGAUCAGGAAAGCAGAGAAAGCUGAGAGGGAGUUCCGGAAGAAGUUCAAGUUUGAAGGGGAGAUUGUGGUUCACACAAGGAUGAUGAUUGACCCCAAUGCCAAGACCCGUCGUGGAGGUGGCAAACAUCUGGGAAUCCGGCGUGGAGAAAUUCUGGAGGUGAUCGAGUUCACCAGCAAGGAGGAGAUGCUGUGUCGGGACCCCAAGGGCAAGUAUGGCUAUGUGCCCAGAACAGCUCUUCUGCCACUGGAAACAGAGGUGUAUGAUGACGUCAGCUUCUGGGACCCUUUGGAGAGUCAACCAUUUCCCCAAGGACAGUAGGGCCCUCAGGUGAGGCCCAGAACAGCCUGCCAGCCCAGCUACCCACUAACCCAGGAGCCUGGAUUCCAGUUUGACAGACAGAGCUGCCCAGAUGCAUGUGUGACCACAUAAAGCCUCUCUUUAAAGCUUC